AUGAAUCUAGGUUGCAGAGCGGGCGAAAACUGUCCGUUUGUGCAUGAUCCUACCAGGUUGGCAGAAAGGCCUCUCCGCACUCAAGGCCAAGAGCAAGAGCUUUCCGAGCAAGGUAGCAGCCAAACCACAGCUCAAGCUGCUUCUCCAGGGCGGCAGUAUGUUGCUCCGCCAGUGGACAGCUCUCGCGUGGUCCAGAGGCCUACCGCAAUCAGGCAGGUUGUAGAUCCAAGGGAGUAUGAGCUCUCUCAACUUCGUCGAAGAUUCUCUGUAAACGAAGAAGAGGACAGUAACGGCAGUGCAUUGACGUUUAAGUUGGUUCCUUCCGAUCCAGACUUUCCUUUUGAUAUCGAGGCUCUCGAAUGCACUCUGUAUGUGCCAUUGAGUUACCCCUCGAGCGGCAAGCCGCGCUUGAGAGUCACCAAUGAGGAAAUGGACCGAGGAUAUCAACUCAACGUAGAACGAGGUUUGGAUGCCCUGGCCUCAAGGGCUCCAAGGCCUACGCUGCUGAGCCUGAUGAACGCUCUGGACAGGCAGCUCGAGACACUGCUUUCAGUGCAAAAGGCUGAACCCACUACGAUUAAGAUCGUUGCCAACGCUCCCAAGCCGGCAGCAAAGGUAAACACCCAGGGGGCGAACCAAGCAGCUCCGCCAAAACCGACUCCUUUAACAACCGCAACUCCUCGGUCACGUGCCGUUCCUGCGCCAGUCACGCAUACUGCUGAGGAUAAAGCACAAGCUCAAGCUAGGCGUGAGUCCGAGAUUCGUCAGAUUGAGGCCAGGCUCGGAAGGUUGCCGCUGUACUUUAAGUCCUCGGAUGGGCUCGCGUAUACCAUUCCCAUUGAGCCCAGGAAAAGACAAGAGCUUCCAGCACCAUUGCAAGCUAUCAAGACCGUCAGACUCAUUGUACCGGAGUCGUACAAUCUCGUCCCAUGCCGUGUUGAGCUCAUGGGCGUAGAUAAGGACGCUGCUGCCCCUGUCGAAAAGGCUUUCGAAGACAGAGUCUCGCAGAAUCCACAGAUGGCGCUGGUGAACCACAUUAACUACUUGUCCCAGAACAUGCACACCAUGGCGACACCGCCAGUAGUCGUGGUGCAGCAGGAGCCUGAACCCGUUCCCGAUGUGUCGUCGUUAACUGUCGAGGACAGAAUAGAGGAGCCGCAACCGGAUAUGCCUCAUCCAGCAACAGUUGAAUCUUUGGAUGCGGUCACGAAGAGUCACAUCAUAAAGAUACCCAGACCUCCUGAAUGGGCGGCCAAAGACGGUGACAAAGACGAUUCGGAUGGUUCCUUCUCAUACGAUACAGGCGAUGAAACUGAAGACGAAGAUGCCCCGACUGUUGAACAGCAACAAGCUGAUGUACCUGCCUCUAAACCUGAGCGCGGCAUCAUGCUAUCUUUUCCGCAUCUCGAACUGCACAGCAUUGAGCUUCUCGAGCUUGUUUCUCUGAGCAUCACGGUCAAGUGCGACAGAUGUAAAGAUACUAUGGACAUACCUAGCCUCAGAAACAACGCCAAAGGCGAUUACACCGGCAUCCGCGCCGAAUCUUGCAAGAAAUGCGCCAAUAGUUUCGGCAUUGGUGACUAG
This is a messenger RNA of Coniosporium apollinis CBS 100218, 1584 nucleotides long. RefSeq lists its product as uncharacterized. Bases 1 to 1584 code for a protein of 527 amino acids. The transcript has a single exon. Gene Ontology annotation, molecular function: metal ion binding. The record is from RefSeq and is a predicted model, not a curated record. NCBI's taxonomy places the organism in Eukaryota, Fungi, Ascomycota, Dothideomycetes.